This is a messenger RNA of Fusarium venenatum, 468 nucleotides long. RefSeq lists its product as uncharacterized. NCBI's taxonomy places the organism in Eukaryota, Fungi, Ascomycota, Sordariomycetes, Hypocreales, Nectriaceae. The record is from RefSeq and is a predicted model, not a curated record.
AUGACGACUCCAUACUUCGAAAACACACCGGAGAAGCAGGCGGGUGUUAUUCAUUUCUUCCGAAAGACGGCCAUUGUGACCGGCUCCAGUUCGGGUGUUGGCCUCGAGACUAGUCGUCAGCUUCUUGAUCUUGGUCUCAGCAAGCUUUAUCUAGCUGUUCGCAAUGAGAAGAAGGGCGCUGCAGCUGUUCAAGAUCUCACUCAAGGCUGGAAUCCUCCUCUAAAGGAAGGCGUUAUUGAGAUAUGGAAGUUGGAUCUCGACUUUUACGACUCUAUAAUGGCCUUUGCUGAGAGGGCUAAGUCCCUACCGCGCCUUGGCAUUGUUCUUUUGAACGCUGGGCUGUGCCCUGCCAAGCGUGUUUUGAACGAACAAACAAAACAUGAUGAGGUUAUCCAGGUCAACUACCUUUCAAACGCUCUUCUCGCUCUCAUUUUGCUACCUGCUAUCAAGGUCACGCGCUUAAACUAG